AAUGGGGAGCCAGGUCCGGCCGUGAAAAAGAUAAUAAUCCCGAGCGCGACAAGUGCAAAGUGUGAUUUCUCACAUCUUGUUCCGUCUCUCUGCCGGAGGAGGUCUGUCUGUUCUGUUUUGCUGUUGAUGCCAUAUGCCGUAUUGUCGAGUGUGGUAACAUUGCAGCGCGAUACAGCCGGUAAUAACGAGUCAAGUAAACGGCAGCUCUUUUUGCGACAUUCAGCUCAGCCUUGCGAAAGCGAGGCAACCGGGGUAGAGAGAAAUGAUGCCGUCGUCGAAACCGCUUACAAGUCGGAAAUCCCUGAGGGGAUUGAGCAUGUUCACCAAGGACGGGAAUUUCAGUGAUCCAGGCACACCGACAACUCCAGGAGCACCAGGGACACCAGGCUUCGGGACACCAGGGACACCAAACAGACGCGGCACUCCGACUCGUAACGAUCGUAACGGCCGUGACCGUACCGAGCGUGACACCGGACGAAACGGGACAGCAAGAAGACCGGGGACGCCUUCCGCUUCCGGGUCGGGGUUUUUCAAAAUGGAAGGGACGAGCGUCGCCGAUGUGGGCCCCGCAGUGUCGGUACCCGCCAGAGAUGCGGUCCGAACAGAAAGAACCGCCGACACGGUGCGACGCGCUUCCUCCGCGAGAACGACACAGCGAACCAGAGAACCUUCUCAAUUGGGCGCCCAGAUUUCACGGCCUCCCUCUCGCAUGCCCUCCAUCCCAGGGCCACCUCGACAACCCAACCAACCUGUGACGCCAUCUCUACUCAAUCCGACUGUUUACACGCCUCCAACCAGGGAGCAACGAGCUGCUGCAGCCGCGUCGCGAGGUGGCCGCAAUACCUCGACAUCUUCUGCUCCCGGUGCCAGUCACCACCUUACAUCCUCCGUCAGCUUCCCUGCACAGGGACAACCAUCCCGUCCAAUGCACCGCAGCAGACCCUCGGCGCCCGAAAAUGGCCAACGGACGAAUGCCUGGGAGGAGUCGACUGUUGCGUCCAUCUUUGGCGACCAUGACAGCAGGGAUGGAAGAUCAGAAAGUAACCACGAGCGCCAGAUAAACGGAGCACAACACCCCCAGCUCGUGCGGGGCCGUCACUACAGCGACACUGCAUUCCCUCGCUCAAACACCCAGGCACAACAUCCAGCUGUCGCCCAACAACCCAAGUCUGCACGACCAACACUCGACCACGAUGAGAACUUGCCAUUCGUUAUUGGCGAAGGUGGUAUCCUCACCGUUAUCGAGGCCCCGCGAAACCGCAACGAUCCCGAUGCCGUCGCCCUAAACAAGACCAUUGAAGCUAUCACCAAGGAGCGGGAGCCAACCAUCAAGAUCGAGGACGAAUAUGAAGGUGAUCGCGCAGCAUUCAACUCGACGCCGACCAAACAACUUGGUGCCUUCCAGCGCACACGACUUCUUCACCGCGACCCGAGAAAAGGAGGAUCAGUAAGAGGUGGUCAGGGCGGAUACACAUCAGACAUACAAUCUCCAGGGAGGUCCUCAGAUACUGGCGGAGACCUGGAAAAGAGUCGGAUCGAACAGCGUCUACGCCGUGAGCGUGAACACGAGCGGCUGCGCGAACAAGAGAGGGAGAAGGAACGGAUUCGCAAGGAGGCCGAACGACGCGAGCGUGAACGCCAGCGCAAGCAUGAGAUCCAACAUCAGCGCAGCACCGUCUUUGACGACCUCACCCCCGUCGAGUCCGAAGCACCACCGCUUCCCACGCCCAACUUCAACAACACACAAGCCGCUGUUGUCCCUAGUAGCAGCGGCGGCUUCGAUCUUGACGUCUCCUCGCCUGGCAACGUCACACCUAAAGCGUCCGGCUCCCGCCAUCUACAUCCGUCACAGGUACCGAAGCAGCAGCCUCUCCCUCCCCAACUCAAAGACGCUUCGAUUGCUUUGGCGCGAACCACCAGCCGCCGCAUGAAGGAAAAGGAAGUUCAGAAGCAACAGCAACCACCGAAGCCCGCGGCCACUUCUCCAAUGCCAAUCCUAGAACAUGCCAAAAAGCGCCGUCUUUCCACCCUCGACUACGACGACGCCCAACUCUACAAGAUGCCAUACACCACUCUCCUCACUCAAUCCUUUGACGAAGACCCGCAAGAAGAGGCCCUGAAGCAACAAGCUCAAGCCACCACCAAGCUCCAACAAGACGAUUGCCCUCCAGCAGACGCAACCCUCGAAGAUAAACUCCAACAUUACAAGACCAAAUCUCCCGCUCAACAAGCCGAGUUCUUUACGCACAUGAAGAUCGACGAGUGGGACGACGCGGGCGAUUGGUUCCUGGAUCAGUUUACCUCUGUGGUAAAGCGGAUAAAGGACGCGAGGAGGGCGAAGAGGAAGAUGGUGGAGGAGUUCGAGGUGGAGAUCGCCGAGAGGGAGGGAGCGGUCAGGGGCAAAAUCGAGAAGAUUGGACGGACGCUGGAGAAUUUGAAAGAGGAGGGAAGGACGAUGAUGCAGGGGAAGGAGAUGGAUUUGGAGGAUUAGUCGUCCCAGUUGUCAUCGAUUGCAGCUCAGGAGGUGGGCUAGGUUGACUGUAACAAGUCAUUGACUUGACGACGAGAUAGACCUGUGGAAUUUCUUUGCAGUUGUUAUUUUGGCAUGGCGUUAUGGGAUGGGAAAGGUGUGAGGGAGGGACUGGAAGGAACUGGAACUGGAACAUAAAUACCCCUUGUUGUAGGAUGUGUAAUGUUCGAGGCUGGGUUGGCCAUGGAUGCUUGCUUUCGUUUGAUCUAAUAU
Neurospora tetraspora is the source of this 2743-nucleotide messenger RNA. Its product is annotated as extracellular mutant protein 11-domain-containing protein. The record is from RefSeq and is a predicted model, not a curated record. The transcript has a single exon. Gene Ontology annotation, biological process: nucleolar large rRNA transcription by RNA polymerase I. Gene Ontology annotation, molecular function: TBP-class protein binding; RNA polymerase I core promoter sequence-specific DNA binding. Gene Ontology annotation, cellular component: RNA polymerase I core factor complex. The coding region runs from base 263 to 2491 and encodes 742 amino acids. Lineage: Eukaryota; Fungi; Ascomycota; Sordariomycetes; Sordariales; Sordariaceae.